This is a messenger RNA of Sphaeramia orbicularis (orbiculate cardinalfish), 4458 nucleotides long. It is a transcript of the gene phc3b, whose product is annotated as polyhomeotic homolog 3. The transcript is spliced from 14 exons. Gene Ontology annotation, cellular component: nucleus; PRC1 complex. The record is from RefSeq and is a predicted model, not a curated record. Gene Ontology annotation, biological process: negative regulation of DNA-templated transcription. The coding region runs from base 602 to 3949 and encodes 1115 amino acids. NCBI's taxonomy places the organism in Eukaryota, Metazoa, Chordata, Actinopteri, Kurtiformes, Apogonidae. Gene Ontology annotation, molecular function: histone binding; zinc ion binding; chromatin binding.
ACUGCCUUCCAUUGCACUUCUCCACAGCGGACCGACCAGGCCCCUCCAGCCGCUCCUCGGUGGCCCCGCGCCGGGCUCUUUCCCCCCUCGGACCCGCCAGGUGUGACGGCGGUGGCGGCGGCUCCAGCGGACGCGGCGGCCCCGGACGCGACCCCCCGUGCGUCUGCGUGCGUGUGGAUGCAGCUGGAUUUAGCUCCGCGGGAAAAGCCCAGGACGUGAUGAAACCCUAAACAAAGUGCGACACACUCUCACGCAGACGGACACACACAUCUCGUGAACGGGCCCGCGGUGCGUUGCGGUGCGGUGCGUUGCGGUGCGGCUCCACGCGUCCCGGCUGUGCGCGGCGGCUCCGGGCGGAUCGGAUCGGCUUUAUCGCCUGCGGGAGGUGACGCGCUGUUCGCAGCAGCCCCUGCGCUGUCAGACGAGGAAGUGAGGCUUCAUACACGCCCAUCUGAGCCUGUCGACCCCGCUCCCAGAGCCCGGACCCGCUCAUCAGACCUCCGCCGGACUCCCCUCAACAUGCGGCCGCUGUCGGAUGCACCACAGCGGGACUGAGCUGCAGGACGACCCCGAAUCCAGGAGAGUGCUAACGUGUUGAAGGAUGGAGCGGGAGCUGGUUCGGCAGAGCCAAUCAGAACUCAGAGAGGCCUCCAAUGGGCCCACCCCUCAGCCUUCCACUUCCACGCCGGACCCGUCCACACCGACAACCCCGACCCCUCCACGCCUCACCCCCAACCCCAUGCUCCUGGACUCCCCUGCCCCCACUCUGACCCCCACCACCUCCUCCCCUCCUCCUCCCCUCACCCCUGCUCCUUCUCUGUCGUCGUCCCACGGCCCAAAGGCGGCGGCGGCGGCAACGGCGGCUCCUCCCUCCCCGCACCUGCUUGUUCCAGCCCCACCGAAGCUGACCUCCACGGCGACCCCUGCCCUCCGCACGUACUCCCGCCCCAUCCUCCCCUCCCCGAGCUCCAAAACUCAAACCUCCUCCUCCUCCUCUUCUUCUUCUCCUGUUGGCACCACUUUGCCCCUCCCCUCCUCCUCAUCCGCCUCUUCUUCUUCUGCGACACACAGCAACGUCACUAUGACAACCAAGACCUCCACCACUCUGACCAACGGGAGCACGAGACCUGUUUCCACGGCAACCUCCACACCCAUCACCCCCUUUCACACCCCAGCCAGUCCACCUGGCAGACAGGUGUCUCAGUCUCAUCCUGCGGGCACACCUGGCCUUGUACGAGCCAAUCAGAGCCCCUCCCCCGUCAGGCAGAGGGUAUCCCAGCAGACCCUGCUCCUGGGGAAAGGUCUCAAAGGGUCUGGGCAGGACCAGGUGCUGCUUCGAGCCCAGAUGCUGAUUCUUACGUCUGCUAUGCGACCUCCUCCGUCCUCCUCUUCCUCCUCCUCCUCCUCUUCCUCUCCUCCUUCCUCUAACCCCGCCUCCGCUCAGCUCCAGAGUCUCACCCUGAGACCUCCUCCCCCCGGGGCCCUCACCAUCCCCCCCUCCCUCCGCCUCAAACCUCCCUCCUCGGCCCCGCCUCCCCUCUCUCGCCCUCACGCCGCCCUCUUCCCCCCUCUCAGGCCGCGACCACCACCCAGCACCACAGCAACGGAGAGCCCCACCACGCCCAGCCGCCAUCUCUCCGUCCCACCCCCAACCCUCUACUCUCCAGUCCGAGCCGUCCCUCUGAGACCCAGACUUCAUUCUCCAAACGGCCACAGAGUGGCAUCCCCGAGGCAAAGCUCCGCCCUCCAGGGGAUCACCCCCGCCCCCUCAAGUCAGGCCCCGCCCACUGGCCGGCCCCUAACUGGACUCAAGACUUGUCCGUUAUCUCAGUCCAUGCUCGGGUCCGGCCAAUCCCAGCAUAGCCCGUUACCGGCGACCAACCCCUUAUCGGUCGCCUCCCAUUUUGAGCGCUCGCCAUCGGCGGCGCGGCAGCUGCAGAUCAUCGCCCUGUCGUCUGGACGCCAAACAGGAACGUAUGCCCAGACCUCGGUCCCGCCCCCAGCGGAGCCACCUGACGCGUCCGGCCAAUCAAAGAGGACUUUAAGCAAUGACGAAGCGCUUCCUCUGAACCCCCCAUUGCCAAAAACGUCCUCCCCACUGCCCUCGCCACCGACGCUCCUGAGCCCGGCGUCACCCCCGAGUCAGCCCACACCUCAAACGCAAACGCCGAUCCCAAAAGGAGACGCAAAGGAGGGUGAGGAGCAGCGAGACCAGGGGCGAGCAGUGAGACAAGGAACCAGAGACGACGGCGGUAAAGAUCUGAGGCCGGAGAAAGAUGACCAAAGACAGAAGGAGAAAGAGGAGAAAGUCCAGAAGGAGGGAGGAGACGCCGCCAGGAGCAGAGGAGAAGAAGAAGAAGAAGAAAUGGAGGUGACAGAGGAAGGCACAAAAGAAGGGAAGAAGAUGGAGCAGGUGGAGGAGGAGGCGGAUGGAGACGCCGUCAUGGACCAGUGUUGUGAGACCAGUCCAGAGCUCCAACAGUACCAGAACCCCAACCCUGACCCAGUAAAAGACCCUGGUACAGAGUCCAAACCCAACCUGGGUCACAUUCCAGUUCCAGUACAAACCCCAGUCCAGGUCCCAGUAACGGCUCCGGUACCGGUUCCGGUUCAGGUCCAGGUCUCGGUGCAGGUCCAGGUUCCGGUCCAGGAAUCGGCUCCUCAGAGGCUGACCGAGCUCCAUCCAGGGACUCAGGAGGACUUCUGUGAGAACAUGUCCAUCCAGUCCGACAACCAGUCAGCUCUGUCCAGUCUGUCCUCUCAGUCCCCCCCCUCCUCACCCUUCAUCACCCCCCCAUCAGAAAACCCCGCCCCCCUCCUGGCCCCUCCCGCUGACCACCCGACCGACCUCAGCCUCCCGCAGCACGAACCGGAGAAAGUCGACAAGGCGGAGUCACACGGCGAGUUGCAGCCGCCACCGCCGGAGCCCGAGGCUGAACCGGAGCCUCCCGGCCAAUCGGACGAGGAGUCGGAGAGCUUCAGCCAAUCGCUGAGUGGCCCCUGGGAGCCGAGGGCGUGGCCAGAGGGGCAGCAGGUUCUGACUCACCUGGUGGAGGGAUUUGUGAUUCAGGAGGGACUCCAACCGUUUCCUGUGAACCGCUCGUCGCUGCUGGUCCCAGAUCAGGUGACCAAACCGCAGGAAGUGAACGGGACCAAUGGGAAAGCGCCGCCACCCGUGACCGACGCCACGAAACCGACGGAGCACUCCACAGAUUCAGACGAAGAGGAGGGCGGAGACACAGACGACGCCAGUGCCAGGUCGGCUCACAGAGACCGAACCGUUCUGCACUGCCAGUUCUGUGGGAAACGAGGCCACGCCCACAACUUCAUGCGGUCCAAACGCUUCUGCUCCACUUCCUGUGCACGCGGGUUCAACGUUCGCCUGACGAAGCGUCUCCGGGCUCUGAGCGCAGGCAGUCGGUCCGAGAGGCCCCGCCCUCCGCUCAACAGGGCGGAGUCAGUCCCAGGGAAACCUCUGCUGCUGCGGCUGCCUCGUGACCUCUGGAGCGCCGGGCGGCGGGAGAAGGAGGGGAAGGAGAAGGAGGUGGCGGCAGAGGAGGAGGAAGAGGAAGAGGAGGACAUGGAGGGAGGAGGUGAGGAGGAAGAUGACGACGAGGCAGGGGAGGAGGAUCCCGCAGUCGCCAUGACAGCGAGGAUGGAGUGUCGGGUGGCGCACAGAGCGAGGAGGGCGUCGGCGCCGGCGGUGACCACGUCCACGCCCACCACCACCUUUAAACCCGCCCCCUCCCUGUGGAGCGUGGAGGACGUGACGGCGUUCAUCCACACGUUACCAGGCUGCGGCGACGUGGCCGAGGCAUUCCGGCUGCAGGAGAUUGACGGCCAGGCUCUGCUGCUGCUGACGGAGGACCACCUGAUGACCAGCAUGAACAUCAAACUGGGGCCAGCGUUGAAGAUCUGCGCCCACAUCAACGCCCUCAAGAACCAGUGACGCCACAAGUUUUUACACACCGCAAACGGGCAAUAAACACAGAAAUGACACCACGCACACCGUGGGCGGAGCUUCGGGAGGUCCUGAACAGAGGCGUGGCCUUAGGGAGGAGCCUGACAACACCUGAGUCCAGAGGACAUUUCAUCUGGUUUUUGUAACUUUGUGUAUAUUUUACAAGCCGUUGGAGAGUGUACAUUUGAAGCUAUUUCAUGAAGGAUUUUGAACAUUUAAUAUAUAAAUUUGUCUAUUUAGUUUUUUUAGAAUGUGACGUCAACGACAAAUCUAUCCCGUAGCGAACAUAACCGGUGUGUGUAAAAGAAAAUAAUACCAAUACGUAGACUUUGUAAGUGAUUAAUGAAAGUUUAAUGUUUUAUAUCACUAUAUUCGGGGCAAAACAUGUCUGUGGAUUAAAAAAAAGUCACUAUCAGGGUAGAGACUGGUGUCUUUCAUGGUCACAUUUUUAUGGUAUCCUGCUUGAAAUUAUUUAAUAAAUGAAUAAUUAAUCCAAA